GGCGGGGCCGCCAUGAUGGCGGCGGCGGCAGCAGCGGAGGUGCCGCGGCGGGGGCGCUUGGGCCGGGAGGGCCGCGCCAGCCUGGCCGCCUUCCUGCUGGGCGCCUCGGUGGCCGCGCUGCCGGUGGUGUUGGGCUCCCCCGCCGCCUUGCUGGCUGCCCCCGGUCUGCGCGGCCGCCUGGCGCUGGUCCUGCACGUGGCGGCCGUUAACGCGGCGCUGCUGCUGCUCUACCCGCGGCCGCUCUACAAGAUCGCCGUCCGAGCCUGCUUCCUGGGCUUCGCCUUCGGCUGCGGGCUGCUGCUCAGCGCCGGCCGCUCGGCCUGGCGCCACUUCGGCUGGUACAUGUGCUCCCUCUCCCUCUUCCACUACUCGGAGUACUUGGUGACGGCCAUCAACAACCCGCGCAGCCUCUCGCUGGACUCCUUCCUGCUCAACCACAGCUUCGAGUACAACCUGGCUGCCCUUUCCUCCUGGGUGGAGUUCACACUGGAGAAGUUUCUCUUCCCAGAGCUGAAGCAGAUCACCUGGCUGAGUACUGUGGGGCUGCUGAUGGUGAUCUUUGGGGACUGCCUGAGGAAAGCUGCCAUGCUCACUGCUGGCUCCAACUUCAACCACAUUGUUCAGAACGAGAAAUCUGACACUCACACUUUGGUGACGAGUGGAGUGUACGGGUGGUUCCGUCACCCCUCUUACGUGGGAUGGUUUUAUUGGAGCAUCGGGACACAGGUGUUACUCUGCAAUCCUGUCUGCGUGGUGGGCUACACCCUGGCGUCCUGGCGCUUCUUCAGGGAGCGGAUUGAGGAGGAGGAGAUCACACUUAUACACUUCUUCGGAGAAGAGUACCUGGAGUACAAAAGGAAAGUGCCAUCGGGUCUCCCUUUUAUUAAAGGAGUCAAAGUAGAACUGUAACGUGGGAAAAAGCCAGACUGGCUGAGCCAACACCCAGCUCCAGGCGCUGCGGGCCGAGGGACGGUGUGCGGUGCCGGUGCCGGGAGCAGCCCCUUGGGAUUUCCCGGCCACCCAGGAGGAGCUGGCAAAGGGCUGCAGAGCUGGGCAGCCUGACGGGUCACUAGCAGAUCAGAAACUUGUUUGUCCUCCUCGAGAUAAGUCCUUUGUUGCACAUUCAGGGAUCUUCCAGAUAACUUAGCCUGUAGCAACCCUAAAGAGAAUCAAGUGCUCCCUCCUGCAGCUGCUGAACUGGACCAAAAUGCCUCUGGACCGGUGGUUCUGGAGCGUGACUGCCCACCCUCCUGUACAGGGAAGGCACUGAUCGUUCCUGGGGCCUGAUCCGAUUUUAAAGCGCUUUGACCUUGCGAGCUGGGCAGCAGCACAGCCAUAAUCCCCUUAGGCCUGGUGCCAGCAGCUGGGGCUGCAUAAUCCCCUGGGGCUCCCUGCCCACCCUCUGCUGCUGGGGGGUCCAUUGGGCCUCCCUCAGGCCCUAACACUCACGGGGAGCCCUUUCUGCUCAAUCGGCUGCUGCUGCCUUCCUGAGCCUUCUCCCCA
Messenger RNA from Calypte anna (Anna's hummingbird), 1503 nucleotides. It is a transcript of the gene ICMT, whose product is annotated as isoprenylcysteine carboxyl methyltransferase. The record is from RefSeq and is a predicted model, not a curated record. Bases 13 to 909 code for a protein of 298 amino acids. Gene Ontology annotation, biological process: C-terminal protein methylation. Gene Ontology annotation, molecular function: protein C-terminal S-isoprenylcysteine carboxyl O-methyltransferase activity. Gene Ontology annotation, cellular component: membrane; endoplasmic reticulum. Lineage: Eukaryota; Metazoa; Chordata; Aves; Apodiformes; Trochilidae. The transcript has 5 exons.